CUAUGGUAGAUUGGGAGGUUGGGGUGAGAGCAGUUGGGGCGGCCAUGUCUAGUAAGGGCAAAGCGUGUUCCUAAUUACUUCACUUAUCCGCACACAACGGCGGAAGUGACGUAGCGCCUACACAGUGGGCCUACUUUAGAAACAUGGCUGCGACCAGUCUAGUGGGUGUUUGUAGAGGAGUCUCUGCGUUCCUGAAGGCUGUCGGUUCCCUAGUAAAUCCCAAGGCCCUAGCUCACUCCGGUUGCAGGUUUUCUCUUAGUUUGUUACAUAAGAACACACCACAUGUCACAUCUUCUCUCCAGUGUAAAUUGCUUCAUACCACGUUGUCAAGGAAAGGACUAGAAGAAUUUUUUGAUGACCCAAAGAAUUGGGGGGAAGAAAAAGUCAAAUCUGGAGCUGCAUGGACCUGCCAGCAGCUAAGAAACAAAAGUAACGAAGACUUACAUAAACUUUGGUAUGUCCUUCUGAAGGAAAGAAACAUGCUUCUAACUCUAGAGCAGGAGGCCAAGCGACAGAGUUUGCCAAUGCCAAGUCCAGAGCGCUUAGAAAAGGUUGUGGACUCCAUGGAUGCCUUAGAUAAAGUUGUCCAGGAGAGAGAAGAUGCUUUAAGACUUCUUCAGACCGGCCAAGAAAAACCAAGACCUGGUGCUUGGAGACGGGACAUCUUCGGACGCAUCAUCUGGCACAAAUUCAAGCAGUGGCCUAUACCUUGGUAUCUAAAUAAAAGAUACAACAGGAAACGGUUCUUCGCAAUGCCUUAUGUGGAUCGCUUUGUCAGACUGAGAUUUGAGAAACAAGUCCGCAUUGAAGCAAGAAAGAAAAGUUUACAGAGAAAGAAAGAAAAGAUUCUCCAGGCAAAGUUCCCACAUCUCUCUAAAGACCAGAAGUCAAGUACUGUCUAAGAUGAAAUCCCGAAGUCCAGUUCCUCUGAUCUCAAAGCACAGUAGUCUGUCCUGAUGUGAAUGUCUGUUAGGCAGUUUAUAAAGAAAUGGUCUUGUCAAAUGAUGUCAGUUGUUCUUCCAGGUAAAAUGUCAUGUUAAUGAAUUCUACAUGUAGUGUUGCUUCUACCACAACCAGGCAGAGUUCAGGUUGAGUUCCACUGAACAGGUCCUGACAUCUAAGCAGCUUAUAUCACCUGAUGUCUUGGUGUAACUGUGAUGCUAUGGGCUGGAAAGAUGGCUCAGAGGUUAAGAGCACUGGCUGCUCUUCCAGAGGUCCUGAGGUCAGUUCCCAUGGU
Acomys russatus (golden spiny mouse) is the source of this 1237-nucleotide messenger RNA. RefSeq names its product mitochondrial ribosomal protein L47 (gene Mrpl47). The transcript is spliced from 7 exons. Gene Ontology annotation, molecular function: structural constituent of ribosome. Gene Ontology annotation, biological process: mitochondrial translation. Bases 144 to 902 code for a protein of 252 amino acids. Lineage: Eukaryota; Metazoa; Chordata; Mammalia; Rodentia; Muridae. Gene Ontology annotation, cellular component: mitochondrial large ribosomal subunit; mitochondrial ribosome. The record is from RefSeq and is a predicted model, not a curated record.